Rana temporaria (common frog) is the source of this 955-nucleotide messenger RNA. RefSeq names its product tyrosine-protein phosphatase 10D-like. The record is from RefSeq and is a predicted model, not a curated record. Bases 371 to 955 code for a protein of 194 amino acids. Gene Ontology annotation, molecular function: protein binding. The transcript is spliced from 3 exons. NCBI's taxonomy places the organism in Eukaryota, Metazoa, Chordata, Amphibia, Anura, Ranidae.
UAUUCUCUCUCUUAUAUCUCUGACUUUUUCAAUAUUUGUAUUCUUUUUAUUCUUAAAACUCAGAUUUUUUUUUUUAUAGCCUAAAGAUUGUGUUUUAAAAAUAAUUUCAGACCCCAAUCAACCAGAAAACAUCACCUUUGUUGCAACCGGAGCAACCAACGUUACAUUAUCUUGGAAAGAAUCAACAAAUUUGACGGCCUAUGAAGUCGUUUAUUGGAAUUCCUCCUCCACUUUGAACGUGACGAGUAACAGCAACAUUGUCACUCUUCAGAACCUGACCUCAGGGACGGAAUAUACCAUCGCUGUGGUCCCGGCUGAUGCCGGAGGUUCUGGAUCUGACACUUUGAUUGGAUCUGUGAUUACAAAACCCAUGCCAGUAAAGAACUUGUGGCAGAAUCUGUCUUCUGCUGAAUCCAUUGUCUUAUAUUGGAGCCGACCGGAUGAAUAUCAGAGUUCUUACACCUACAGAGUGCAGACAAAUGUCACAUCACCGUCUUCAUGGAUAAGAGAUACAAUAGUGACCAAUGAAUCAGCUACAAUAGUGAAUCUGACCCCGGGAGAGACGUAUACAUUCCUGAUAUACACAAGAGCUUCUGAUAAUGUCACUGAAUCUGAUCCGGUGUCACUAACUACCUGCACAGUUGCCGGACUUGCUGCUUUGAUUGCAGUGAACAGUAACAAGUCGGUGGAUUCUCUGGUGGUGAACUGGACGAUAUCUUCAGGAAAAGCGUCUUAUUAUAACGUCACCAUAACGGGAGACGUCAACCAUACAAUACAGACCGGUGAUACCCAAGUGACUUUCAUUGGGUUAUCUCCAGGAAGAGAAUACAACGUCACUGUACAGACAGUCAGUGGGAAUUGCAGCGAUACCUCCCCUCCAGUGACAGAAGCCACAUGUGAGUAUGGUCACGUCAUACAUUCAUCCUCUGAUUACAGUAACACUAAACUCUGGUAA